ACAAAAAUCAUCAUAGAAUUUUCACUCUCACUCUCUCAUUCUCACUCCAAUUCAUCUGUACAAGACUCCUCUGUGAAUAUAUGCGUGCGUGUGUAUAUAUAUAUAUGUCAUGUUCAUUGAAUUAACAUAAGUCAUACACUUAAACUAUGUCUUUCCCUCAUCACAAUCUUCCUUCAGAGACUGAUACGGCCACCUCCAAUUCAUCUUCUCCACAACCCAAGAAGACAAAGCGGAUGAGAGACUCGAGCAAGCACCCGGUGUAUCGAGGGGUGCGGAUGAGGAACUGGGGAAAGUGGGUGUCUGAAAUCCGCGAGCCCCGCAAGAAAUCCCGCAUUUGGCUCGGUACUUUCUCCACGCCGGAGAUGGCAGCGCGGGCUCACGAUGUUGCGGCUCUGAGCAUCAAAGGCAACUCCGCUAUUCUCAACUUCCCUGACCUGGCCAGUUCGCUGCCCAGGCCCGUCUCCCUCGCCCCUCGUGACGUUCAGGCAGCUGCUGCCAAGGCGGCGCAGAUGGACAACUUCCAUUCCCCUACUCCCACCACACUCUCAUCCUCAACUUCUCUCUCGUCCCUCGUCUCUGCCAUGGACAUCACGGAACCCGAUGAGCUGAGCGAGAUCGUGGAGUUGCCGAGUUUGGGGGCGAAUUACGAGGAGUUCGUGUUGUUUGAGUCGCCGUGGUUGGAGGAUUGUGGGUAUAUAGGCAGUGAUUAUCAAGGUUUGUUAUGGGACUACUAGUGCUAUUUUUGUCUUGUGGGUUUUUGUUCUUUUGAAGAGUGUAAGCUUUUUGGUCUUUCGGGGUGUUUUAAUUAAGCAAAUGCCCUUUUUUAGUUUUAAAUUAAAGGGGCUGCUAAUUAAAACUGUUUGUUAAUCUGGAUUUUGGUGGUGUGUGUUUGUGUGAAUAUGGUUUAAUUUGUGACCCUCAAAGUUCAAUCAAUCUGUUAAUUGUACAGUCU
Molecule: messenger RNA, 952 nt
Organism: Carica papaya (papaya)
Lineage: Eukaryota; Viridiplantae; Streptophyta; Magnoliopsida; Brassicales; Caricaceae
Gene: TINY2
Product: Integrase-type DNA-binding superfamily protein
Biological process (GO): regulation of DNA-templated transcription
Molecular function (GO): DNA binding; DNA-binding transcription factor activity
Source: RefSeq, a predicted model, not a curated record